AGCAAAGGUUUAGUUCCAGUGAUUGUAUAUACAGUGUUGGGGUAAAGGGACUCCAGAAGGCAGACAAGGCUCGACUCCAGACUCUAGUUGAAGUAACAGAAGAGAGAGGAGUGUCCAGUGUUUAGUUGACUCCAGACUCUAGCGAAGCAGAAGGGAGAGGAGUGACGUUGUCGACUCCAGACUCUAGCGUAGCAGAAGGGAGAGGAGUGACGUUGUUUUAGUGAUCCCACAGAUUCCAGUCGACAGAUACUAUCUGUGUUCUGUGACGUGGAAAGAGUGGGUUUUUAUUAUAGUUAUCAGUUCCAGUUUAGUUGAAGUCCUCAUCAUUCAGAAGUACCUCAUUUAUAGUAAGAAGAACAUCAUCAUCAGGAGUAGUAGUUUUAAUUUAAUAGUAGUUUAAUCUAAUAGUAAAAAGACAUUAUUUAGUUUAGUAUUGAUUUGUGUAUUAGUUAUAGCAGUGUGAGUAGCUGAGUCACACCAAUCACAUUUCAAUCACUCAUUCACUAUUUGAGGGUGAGUACAUAGAGUAACAAGGUUACAUUUGAAACACCAUUUAUUUGUAUAACCUCUUUAUUCAUCUAAUUUGUAUUUAUAAUAAUUGAGUAUUGUCGUGAGAUUUAUUAUUACUAAUAUGUACUAUUUACAGGAUGUUUAAUAUUUAAUGUAACUCUGUUAACAACUGUCUCAUUUGGUAACUCUCGACACACAACACUUUAAACAUCCUCAACUAAACAAAAGUAUGGAUAAAGUACUGAGACCGGAUAGACUAGAACUGGACCUAGCUACAUCAACUCAAGGAGGAAACGCAAACAAAUACACACAUUGGAGCACUACGAUGGACAACUUCAUCGAGACACUGAAAGAAACCGUAACUAGUGACGAAGAUAAAUACAAGGUUUUAAUAAACUUUAUUAGCCCUGAUAUCUUCCUGCACAUAUCGGGGCUAACUAAAUACACUGAAGCCAGCACCCUCUUACAGGCUCUAUUCGUAAAGACGAAAAACCCAAACUAUGCUCGUCACUGCCUGGCCAUGAGAACCCAGAAGGAAGGAGAAUCCAUCGAAUUAUACUUACUGGCACUAGAAAAACUAGCUAAAGAGUGUGACUUCAAGGAGGUAACUGCUGCAGCGCACCAAGAGGAAUGUAUCAGAACGGCAUUCAUAUCAGGAUUGAGCUCACAUCAGAUCCGCCAACGGCUACUUGAGGAUACUAAAUCCUUAUCUGACACAACUAAGGCAGCUACCACACUUGAGCAAGCCCUCAGGGAGAGUAAGCACUACAAUCACCGGGCUUCUGACGAAGGUCACUUAGCGGCAACCGAUUCAUGCUCUGUUGGUCAAGAGUCUAUCUCUCAUGUUGCAGCUGUUCAGGGCCGUGCCCAAUUCCAAUCACAAAAAGGAGGAGACAAACACUGCGGUUACUGCGGCUACAGCCCUCACGACCGAAAAGUUUGUCCUGCAAGAGAUGCACCCUGCCACAACUGUGACAGACGGGGCCACUUCAGCAGUGUUUGCCGACAACGCAAGAGAAAUCCUGACAAACGCUCUGCAGCCAUGCACCGGCCUGCUAACGAUGAUCACGUACCUGCUGAGAUGGACGCCUAUACUCCCUUCCUCGCUGCUACCUCGUCGACUCCUUACCCCUCAUCCCUCUCCCACUCCGUAGUAAACGUCAAGGUAAAUGACCAUUUCAAUGGCUAUCUCCUAAUUGACACAGGAAGCUCCGAAAGCUUCAUUUCUAAAAGUUUUGCUUCUAAAUUAGGCGUUAAACUUUCAAACUGUAAUAAUUCAAUAACAUUAGCAUCAGAAAAUCAUGUGAGUAGAACUGUGGGUGCCUGUCAUGUUGAUAUAAACUUAAAUGAACAUUCCCUCUGUAACGUGCGCCUCAUGGUUCUUGAACAGUUGUGUUGCGAUAUCAUACUGGGUUUGGACAUUUUGAAGGAACACGAGCGCCUGGUACUUUCAUUUAGUGGUCACAAAGCACCCAUCGAACUCACCAGUCCCUUUUCUCCGUCAAUUUCCUGCUCACUGGCUAAAGCAGAUAUCGAGCCCCCAUCUUUGUUCGCCAAUCUCGAGGGUAAUCUCCGUCCUAUUGCCUGCGGUUCUCGCAAGUUUUCCGAUCAAGAGUCAUUUUUCAUUAAACAAACCAUUGAUAGCCUACUUGAAAGUGACAUAAUCAGGCCAAGCAAGAGCCCAUGGAGGGCUCAGGUUCUAGUUACUGGCCUCAACAAGCCGAACACAAAACCGAGGAUGGUUGUAGACUACUCUCGCACGAUAAACAAAUUCACACUACUGGACGCAUAUCCAUUACCAAACAUGGAGAGGGUUGUAUCUAGCAUUGCAAAGUACUCAAUCUACAGCACCUUUGACCUUAAGUCUGCGUAUUAUCAAAUACCAAUAAUGGAAAACGAAAAGUCUUAUACCGCAUUCGAAGCCGCCGGAAGGUUAUUUGAGUUCAACGUCAUCCCCUUUGGUGUUAAAAAUGGGGUAGCAGCCUUCCAGAGAGUCAUUGACCAAAUCAUAGAACAGGAGAAGCUCGAGGGGACUUUCGCCUAUCUUGACAAUAUUACGGUGGCGGGUGAGUCACAAGAAGAACAUGACGAGAAUGUGAAGAAGUUUCUAGACAUUGUAGAGAAAUAUAGUCUAACCCUCAACAAGGAGAAAACAGCGGGGCCUACUACCUUUAUUAAUAUCCUAGGCUACUUGGUCUCAAAAGGUCAGAUGAGACCUGAUCCAGACCGCAUGGAGCCCUUACUUAAACUGCCAUUGCCUAAGGACCCUGCUUCCUUGCAGAGAGCUCUCGGUUUGUUUUCAUACUACUCACGGUGGGUAGAAAAGUACUCAGAUAUGGUCCAGCCACUCAUUAAGGAACCCUCAUUUCCACUGUCAGAGACUUGUAAUACUGCUUUCGAGAGUAUUAAAUCAAAAAUCGCAAGUUCAUGUAUCGUGUGUCCCAAUGAUCGUGAUAAUCUCGUCCUUGAAUCAGAUGCUUCUGAGUUUGCCCUUUCCGCUAGUCUUAACCAAGGUGGUAAGCCUGUUGCAUUUUUCUCUAGGACCCUAAAAGCACAUGAACGCAGACACCACGCUGUGGAGAAGGAGGCCUGCGCUAUUGUUGAAGCAUGUCGAAAAUGGCAACAUUAUUUAGCAGGACGAAAAUUCACUCUCAUCACCGACCAACAGGCUAUCUCUUUCAUGUUUAGUCAUCAGACCCACGGGAAGAUCAAAAAUAAUAAGAUACAGCGCUGGAGGAUCGAGCUCUCCACCUUGGACUUUGAUAUCAAGUAUCGGCCCGGGCCCGAAAACGUCACAGCCGACUGCCUUUCGCGAGCCUACUGUUCAGCCCUCGCCUAUGGUUACCCUGACCUGGUUGAUAUUCAUGAAAAUCUCUGUCAUCCAGGUGUGGCCAGGUUAUAUCACUUUGUUAGGGUCAGAAACAUGCCUUUCUCCAUCGAUCAAGUCAAGAAAGUAACAGCUGAUUGUGGGGACUGUGCUAGGAUUAAGCCCAAGUUCAUCAGACCUCUAAACCCUCCGCUAAUAGAAGCUACAAAACCACUGGACCGAAUUAGUAUUGAUUUCAAGGGACCCCUCCCAUCGAGCACAAAGAAUAAGUAUAUGCUGGUCAUCAUAGAUGAGUAUAGCCGGUUCCCCUUUGUCUACGCCUGCCCUAACAUGGAAUCUUCUACCAUAAUCAGAUGUUUAUCUAACUUGUUCUCUAUGUUUGGCACGGUAGGAUAUGUACACUCAGACAACGGCCCCUCCUUGAUAAGCAGUGAGCUCCGUAAAUUCUUCCUAGAUCACGGGGUAGGGUUUAGUAAUAGUUCGAAGUACAACCCCCGUGGUAAUAGCCAGGUUGAACGUUACAAUGGCGUCAUAUGGAAGGCUAUUCAGCUAGCACUAUCAAGCAAAAAGUUCCCUCUGACCCAUUGGGAGAUAGUCCUACCCGAGGUACUUCAUGCUCAAAGGACUCUGCUCUGUACGGCCACUAACCAGACUCCCCAUGAACGCCUUUUCUCCUUCCAAAGGAGAUCCGCUUCCGGAAAACCAGUCCCUUCUUGGCUAUUGACUCAAAAAAAAGUGCUGGCCAAGAGGCACGUUCGAAGGUCUAAGUAUGAUCCAUUAUGUGACGAGGUCGAUCUUGUCUCAGUCAACCCCGCAAAUGCUAGAGUCAGGUACCCAGGGGGCCGCGAGGACACUGUUUCGUUGAGGGACUUGGCACCUCUACCUGUCAGCGAAUCUAAUGCCGAAAACUCCACAGGAUCUGCUGUAAAGGAAAUACCCCCAGUUGCAGUGACCCCCUCUGUUACGGUCGCUCCAUCUACUCCCGCUCCCUCUAACCCUCCAACCUCCUCCUGUAUCCCUGAACCGUGUCAUCUCUCCGAACUGCCUGAGCCCAACCCCCGCCGUUCAACUAGGGAAUCUCGUCCUCCUGACCGCUUCCAGGCUGGUUAGACACUUGAUCGUGCUUGAUCACCGCGUGAAUUUCGAGACUUUUCACUAUUGAUGAGACAUUUUAUAUUUGGCAGUUUUAAAGCCUAAAUUAUAAUUUAUGCGUGUGUACGUAAUGGCGCCGUCACUCUGUGGCAGCAACCUGAUUACUAGUUUACGUAACGCGCGGGGACUUUCGCAUAUCUGGAAGCCGUCUCCAUAAACAUUUCUAAUCUAAUUAUCUUAUGAUAUAGCGCAGCCGCGCGGAGACGAUAUUACGUUUAUAUUCGCCGUUUUAUAUCUCAGUUUUAUGAACCGUUUUUUACCGUUUUAUAAUUUAAAUUUUACCCCUGUUUUAUAGUUUUGUGAGAGAUUAAAGUAAUUUUGACUUCAAUAUUGACUUCUAUUAUUUAGCUGGGGAGAAUGUCGUGAGAUUUAUUAUUACUAAUAUGUACUAUUUACAGGAUGUUUAAUAUUUAAUGUAACUCUGUUAACAACUGUCUCAUUUGGUAACUCUCGAC
Messenger RNA from Bolinopsis microptera, 4944 nucleotides. RefSeq lists its product as uncharacterized. Lineage: Eukaryota; Metazoa; Ctenophora; Tentaculata; Lobata; Bolinopsidae. The transcript is spliced from 2 exons. The record is from RefSeq and is a predicted model, not a curated record. Gene Ontology annotation, biological process: DNA integration. Bases 740 to 4447 code for a protein of 1235 amino acids. Gene Ontology annotation, molecular function: nucleic acid binding.